Bacidia gigantensis is the source of this 1026-nucleotide messenger RNA. RefSeq lists its product as uncharacterized. The transcript has a single exon. Bases 1 to 1026 code for a protein of 341 amino acids. Gene Ontology annotation, cellular component: spliceosomal complex; cytosol. Gene Ontology annotation, biological process: mRNA cis splicing, via spliceosome. NCBI's taxonomy places the organism in Eukaryota, Fungi, Ascomycota, Lecanoromycetes, Lecanorales, Ramalinaceae. The record is from RefSeq and is a predicted model, not a curated record.
AUGGAACCCCUCCACACGCCUCCUAGUCCCACCGAAUUCACACCCCUCGCCGCCUACGAAUCCACCACCCCCUCUACAUUCCACCCCUCCCAGCCGAUCCUACACCAUCACUCCCCUUCCCUCACCCUCAGGAUAUUGAGGAGUGAUCUCCUUGCUGCGCCUAUCCUUGUUACACUGGUCGCAGAUGCCGGUGUCAAUGGGAAUGGGGAUGGGGCCGGGAGUUUGGGUGGGGUGAAUGGGGGCAAUAGUGAAAUACGUGGUGUGGGCAGUGAAGACGUAGAGAUAAAAGACAUAGAAGUGUACGUGACGAGUGAGAAUCUAAUAUUCUGGAGCAGGAGGAAAGAAAGUGGGGUGAGGGUGCGAUAUGAGAGUGUGGUGUUGCAUGCGCUGCAGAGUUUGGCGACUGGUGAUGGUGAAGGGAGGCAGGGGCAGGGGCUGUAUAUCCAGCUCCAACUCGGUGAGGAGAUGGGUGGGGGUGGGGAUGGGGAGGAAGAGUUUGUAGAAUUCGUACUUGUGCCUCCGACGCAAACGCGGGAAACAGGUGGGCAGAGAAACAACAGUCAAACGAAUGGCACAAGCACCGACGAUGACGAGAGUGAGGUUAGAGAAUUGUUUGAGGCUGUGGGGAGGUGUCAGGAGUUACAUCCUGAUCCGGACCCGAUGGAUGAUGAACCUGAUGGUGGGAAUGGUGUUGGGAGAGGGGUUGUAGGAGGAGAAGGAUAUGGGGAAGGGAUGGGGGAAGCCCCUAGGCCGUAUACAGUGCUUGGAGGCCAAGAGGGCCUGCCGCCGCCUAUGCCUGGCAGCGGAGGCUGGAUCACGGCUGAGAAUGUUGGGGAGUGGUUUGAUGAGGGCGGGCAGUUUAGAGGAGGCGAGGGUGGGGGAGGAGGAUUGGGCGCUGGUGCGGGGACAAUACGGACAAGAGAGGACGGUGGUGAGGGUAUGGGAGAGGAGAAUGGGGAUAGGGAAAGGGAGGGAGACGGUGAGACAAAGUGGAGACGUACGGAUUCGUGGCAGUUGAGCUGUUAG